GAAGCAACCAACUGUUGAUGUAGUUUGAAGAGAGGAAGCUGAGCAGGAGGGGCUUCAGUCAGUAAAUGUAGCUGUUCUGUAUGUCACUCAGCUAGAUCACACCUUUGGAGUUCACAGUAGUGGAGCACCAGUGUUUCUGCAGAUGCUUGCAUUUCAGAUUUCUGCUAUUCGUUUUAUAGUGUGGACCCUAGAGAGAGCAAAUGCGGUUUUAGUUUUAGAUUUUAGUUUUUGGUUUUGAGCACUUGAUGCCCGGAAGUACAUAUUAAAGGUGGAAAAGAUAUGCAGACGUGACAGAUGUCUCACCAUCAGCUGCACCGGACGCUGGAGAGAGGGAGGAGGAGCACACAGGAAAACAAACUGCCUUUGAGGAAAAAGAGCGAACAAAGUGCUGGUUGCAGUCUCUCGGUGAGAAGAAAGCUGUAUGAGUAUAUCUGCAAUAAGCAGCACAGGACAUCUGGAGGUCAGGAAAUACAGCCGCGUGAAUUAGACGGACAGGAGGACAAUCCAUUAAGAAGAACAGCUUCUGAGCCUAUCCUGAAGCUGCGAUCAAAGAGAAGUAUGACGGGGAGACAGAAUCCAUUGCAGCGUAAAACCAGCGCGCCCCCUGCUGUCGGAGCUCCAGACUCCAUGACGGUUUCUGCCAGUUCUGCUACAGUUUCAUCACUAGAUAAUCAAAUGAAUCGCCAAGAGCUGAUUCAAACCACAACCUACAGUGCAUCAUCAGACAAGGAAGAGUCUCCUCUACACAUCGGUAUUCAGAACCCCGUCCUCUGGCCUGCAUAUGCUGCCACUUCUUACAAUCCUCAGGUCUUCACUGUUUAUCCACAUAUUUUCACAGUUACUGGGCAGCAGUGGUCACCGAUGCCUCAUAGACCUUUAAUCAAAACCCAGUCAGCACCUUCUUAUAUACAGCAAUACACACAUAUUCACACUCCGACUUAUACACUGGUACAACCGAUGUACCAACAACAGUGGCCACAAGAGACAUUCCAGCAACACACCCUUCCAGAAAAGGUUUCAGUUCACCCAGCGUGGGCUGAGUCUCCUGGAGAUCUGGUAAGGUUCAGAAAGAGAGCAAGUGAGGAAUUACGUAUUUCAUCUCAAUCACCGCUUGAAAGCUGUAAUCGACUGGGAGUUCAGCAGAGAGAAACCUUGGAAUGGAGACACAAAAUAUUCCACCCGCAGGUUUCACGUGUGCGUUCUUCUCCAGACACCUUUGACACACAUCUGUCUUCACAUUCAGCCUCAGCUCUGGACAUGAGAAAACCAAGCUACACCACAGGCUUGGUGUAUGACCCUCAGAUGAUGAAACAGAGGUGUGACUGUAGAGACAGCAGCUGUGGUCUUCAUGAAGCUGACCGAGUUAUAAGUAUCUGGUCAAGACUGCAGAAGUGUGGCCUUAGGAGUCAGUGUAAGCUGCUUAAAGGCAGGUCAGCCACUGUCGAGGAGCUACUCUCAGUUCAUUCAGAGGAACUUGUUUGUUUUUACACUGGGCCAGAACCAUAUCAAAGUCAAACAGACAUUGGCACGAUGUGGAAGAAUCCCAGCUAUGCAGCAGCACUGAAGAUGGCUGUUGGCAGUGUGACAGAGCUGGCGCUGUGUGUGGCCAGAGGAGACCUGAGGAAUGGCUUUGCUGUAGUCACACCUCCAGGACACCAUGCAUCACGUUCUCAAACACUUGGCUCCAGUGUUUUUAAUUCUGUGGCCAUUGCUGCUAAACAGCUUCAGGAACAAUUGAAGGUUAAAAAGAUCCUUAUUGUAGAUUGGGAUGUUCAUCAUGGCAGUGGAACUGAGACGGCAUUCUACACAGAUCCCAGUGUCCUCUACAUUUCUCUGCAUCGCUACGAUGAUGGCUUAUUUUUCAAUCGCACUGGAGAUCCCACCAGGGUAGGAUGUGAUGCAGGAAAAGGCUAUAAUGUAAAUGUGGCCUGGUCGGGAGGAUUAAGACCUCCAAUGGGAGACGCCGAAUACCUCGCUGCGUUCAGAACGGUAGUCAUGCCAAUUGCUCAUGAGUUUUCCCCAAAUGUGGUCCUGGUUUCAGCUGGUUUUAAUGCUACAGAGGGUCAUCCAGCUGCUAUGGGAGGAUACAGAGUCUCCCCUAAAUGUUUUGGAUGGUUGACGCAGAAGUUAAUGGAGCUUGCUGAAGGUCGAGUGGUGCUGGUGUUAGAGGGAGGUUAUGAGCUUGGCUCUCUCUGCGAUGCGUCCCAAGCCUGUGUCAGUGCUCUUCUAGGAAAUGAGCCUGAGCCUUUAUCUGAGGAGGAGUUACUGAGAUGUCCCUGUGCUAAUGCAGUCUGUUCUCUGGAGAAAGUGCUGCAUGUUCAGAGUUUGUACUGGCGUUCAGUGCAGUCCAUGCUGAAUACUGUGUCUCUGUCCUAUGUUAAAGCUGAGAGGAGAGUCUCGGCAGGCACUGAAGCUGCUUUAGUGCUGAGUGGCCUCAAUAUGACUGUUCCACACAGAAGACAGUUCCCUAAUGAGCCAGUGGAGGACGAUGAAACUCAUUCGACAGUUUCCUCUUCUAGAAGAACCAUUUUCUUUCAAAGCAGAAGCUGAUCAAGAAUCUGUUGUGAGAUGAAGGAAAUGAAGGAAACAAUCCAAAACAAGAGCACUUCUCAGAUCACAUGACUGAUUCACUCAAAGGCGGAGUCAUUUUUGAGGAGUUGUUUUUUCUUAAUUUCAGCUUGCGCAUGACAGAAAUCAAACUAGCAUAGUACAAACAGGAAGUGAACAUUUAUGAGGAAUGCGUUUUAAAGGGUCUUAUUCAGGAUAUUUGAGUCAGUCCUUUAUUUUGUUUGUUGGAAAAAAACAGAACAAGAAAAACUUACAACGUGGAUUUUUUGCUGGUUUUUAAGCUUUGGGUUCACUAAAUAAUCUGGCAGCAAUGCAGCAUGGUUUUCAGAAAGCGUUCAACAUUCACAGUAAUUUAUGUUUCUUGAGUAUCAAAUCAAAUUCUGAAUGAUCAGGUGAUGCUGAACACUGGAAUAAUAACCCUGAAAGAACAUGGGAAUUCAUUUAAUUGUAAUAUAAAUCAUUUUUUUUUUUUCAAAUAAAUUUUCACAUUUUUUUUUUACAAUAUAUUAAUAUUCAAUUCAAUUCAUCUUCAUUUCUAAAGCCCUUUUACAAUGUAGAUUGUGUCAAAGCAGCUUAACAUUAACAAAUGUAUAAUUAACAUAAUAAAUGAUGUCAAUAUUUUUACUGAUUGACACCCCAGCUUUUCACCCCAGUGGUUUGAACAGCAGAGUAAGCUUCUCCUGGUGAAAUAUGAACUCAUAAACAUCCACAGUUAUCAGCAUCUGUUAGUGUUUUGCUCAAGUCUAGGAAAUGACUAAUAGUCUUCUGCCAUUUUUAAAUUCCAUUUGAAACUAUAAAAGCAUCUGAAAUUGCACUUUAUGUUUGAUUACUUUUUAAAAGAAGAACAUACUGAGACAUUUUACUGUUAAUAUGGGAUAAAUAUCCUUUUUAAUGAAUAUCUAAGGCAGCUAUACUUGAAUGUUAGCUAUUUUUAUAGCAGGCAUUAAAAUGAGAUUUGCUAUCCGCUUUUACAUUUCUGAGAAUGCUGUCUUUUUUAUUACCAAAUUGCUGUACCAUUACACAAAGCUUUUAGUUUUGUAUUUUUU
Messenger RNA from Danio aesculapii, 3614 nucleotides. RefSeq names its product histone deacetylase 7b (gene hdac7b). Gene Ontology annotation, biological process: chromatin organization. NCBI's taxonomy places the organism in Eukaryota, Metazoa, Chordata, Actinopteri, Cypriniformes, Danionidae. The transcript is spliced from 20 exons. Gene Ontology annotation, cellular component: histone deacetylase complex. The record is from RefSeq and is a predicted model, not a curated record. The coding region runs from base 295 to 2550 and encodes 751 amino acids. Gene Ontology annotation, molecular function: histone deacetylase activity.